UUGGACGAGAGCAUUGAGCCAAAAUGGUGGCCACAGCAGCAGUGGUGGCACAAGCGAUUACUGACUGGAAUGUACUACUACCGCUGCCAUCCGCGCAACUACUGCUGGCAUUUAGUUUACUUACUACUACUCCUUCGACUGUAGUAUAAGUACACUACACUAUUAUUACUUAGGACAUACUACUAUCACUACAACUAAAUCGUUUCUACCCCGUCCCCGGCUGCUAUCGCUGCAGCAGUCCUCAGUGAAAAGUAGAUACGAUAAAUAGUAUUUAGGGAGGCGCCGCUACCGUUACGACGGAUUCAUUUGUGUAUGGCUGCUGCGACGGCCUGAGCAGUUGUUGUGUUCAGGUGAAGGUUGGCAGCCAUGGAUGACAAGCUAAUACUUUGUACUUUUCAAUAUAGGACAGCCAUUUUUCACUCAGGUGGCUGUUCCUGCUACAAUGUAAAGAAAGAGCAAAUGACUAAUGGCCAAACAGAAGGAACCAGAGUUUGAUGCCAGUCAAGAUGGUUGACAGGGUCUCCAGCAGUCCAUCCCGCAUCCCAAUCCCAGUAUCUUGCAGUCUGCAUAAAAGCUCUGCUAGCAGUAAUGGCAAGUUACGUCGUCCUUCAGAUGUUAACCCUAAACACAACGACAGCUAUGUAAAGGCCAUGUGCUUUGAGAACGGUAUCUUGGAUGCCGUGGCUCAGUGCACACCCAAUGCAACCACUAAAAAAGAAUCCCCAAAAGAAGGAACUCCUGCAGAGUCUCCAGGCAAAGGAACUGGUUUUGAGACAUUUGUCAUGACAGGUGAUAUGAUCAUUAAGACAACAGCUCCACACAAAUCUCCCAAAAAGGUAGACAGUCCCAAAAAGGUGCCUUAUAAGCAAAUGGUUUAUGGCAGUAAUAUUGCAGAAGAAGAAGAAGAAGAAGAAGAAGAUGAUGAUGAUGAAGAAAUUUGUCUCAUCUCUGCAGAGUUCAAUCGCAUAGCAGCCGAGAAGAAAGUGAAUGAAAACAGAGUAGUAGGGGCGCCCCGGCAUCACUCUUUUAGCGGGCCUGAUAACCCCAAAACAGUACACACACCUCUUGGUCGGGUUGAGUCUGCUCCUGCAGACAAUAGAAAUGAUGGUAACAUGAACUGGCCAUCACCACCUCUUUCUAUGUCAAGUCCUCCCAUUGCAAGUCCAGAGGAGUUCAUUCCGUCUCUGCGACAAACUCCCUCCAGUUCUAUGGAAUCUUGGGAUCAGUUUGAACCCCAUCCUCUUGACCCUGCCAACCAUCAAUAUUAUCAGCAACAACAAUGCACACAAUUAUUCACAAUGAAGGAGAGCUCCAAACGAAGUCUAUCAAAUAGUGAUUCUGAGCCCAGUCCUGAAGUAGUGGAGUCUUCAGAUGAUAAAAGCAGCACAAUGGCAUCAUCAUCAUCAGACAAUGAAGUAAAAUCGAAUAUAGUAACGAGUAAAAGUGCUGAAAAAAUAGUUGCUGCUUCAAGAGGCAGUCAUUCAUUGGUUCGUACAAGUAAAAGCCAUGAAAACUAUCUACAGUCAGGCACUGAUAUCACAUUAGUCAGCAUUGAUAUAGAUGAUGAUAAUUUGGCUUACUCUCUAGAUACUCUUGCAUAUCAGAGCUCUGGAUCCUCUCUGGAGAAAUUAGGUGAUAAGGAUGGACUGGUGCCUGUUUCAAGGAGUCUGCAGAGCUCACCGGAACGGAAAUCAAGUGAAAAAUCAUCUGAUCGUGUCUUCAUGCCAGGUUUCAUAAGCCUUGAUGAACCACGGGCUAUCAAACCUAAAGGUAAGGAGACUAAAACAAAAGAUGCUGCUUCCACUUGUUCUAAAGUGGAUUCCUCAGUUGAAGGUGCUACAGACUCAAACAUUCCUUCAGGAGUAUGUAAUGACGGUGGACCUCUUUCCAGUCUUCUAGAACCACAGUCACCAGUCUCUUCAGAGGCAACUGAUAGGAAAAUAGAAGCACCAACUUCUAACCUUGUAGCAUCAAUACUUAAUUCCCGCAUUGGUGUUGAGUCUGCUGAGGAGGGUGUAUCAAAGGAAGCUUUUAUAGGAGUAGACAAUAAACCUGAUUUUAUAACUAGUCUUCGAGAAACUGUGGAACCUGGCAAUGAACAUUUAGAUUCUGAUUGCUUAUAUCACCAACCAUUCAAAAGUGUGGAUCGUCCAUCAGCUGCUCGCUUAGCUAAACGGCUUUACAAUUUGGAUGGAUUUCGUAAAUCUGAUGUCUCAAGACAUCUCUGUAAAAAAAAUGACUUCAGUAAUUUGGUAGCAGAGGAGUAUCUUCAGUUUUUCGAUUUUACAGGGAAUACUCUAGAUGUUGCUCUACGGACAUUUCUUAAACAGUUUUCCCUUAUUGGGGAAACACAAGAGCGGGAAAGAGUGCUGGCCCACUUUUCCAAACGUUACAUGACCACAAACCCUGACACAUACAAUUCUGAAGAUGCCUGUCACACCUUAACAUGUGCAAUAAUGUUGUUAAACACAGAUCUUCAUGGCCAGAAUGUUGGCCGGAAGAUGAACUGUAAUGAGUUCAUAGAAAAUUUGUGUGAACUGAAUGAUGGAGAUAACUUUCCAAAAGAAGACCUUCGCCAAAUCUAUGCAGCCAUUAAAAUGGAACCUAUAGAAUGGGCUCCAGAUGAUGAUCUGCAAGAUAGUGAAACAACAGUUACGAAUGACCGGCGACAAGUGCCAUUAAGUGAAACACCAUCUCGGCUUGGCCACAACCCCUUCUUAGAGAUACCUGACCCUAAUCAAACCACAGAGUACAAGAAAGGAUAUGUAAUGCGCAAGUGCUGUUUAGAUCCAGAUGGUCGACGUACAUCAUUUGGUAAGCGAGGUUGGAAGAUGUUUUAUGCUUCAUUAAGAGAUAUGAUCCUUUAUCUUCACAAAGAUGAGCAUGGGUUCAAGAAAGGUAACUUAAUUGAGAACUCUAGUAAUGCCAUCCGUAUUCAUCAUUCCAUUGCCACUCGAGCAUCGGAUUACACAAAAAAACAGCAUGUAUUUCGUUUGCACACAUCAGAUUGGGCUGAAUAUCUUUUCCAAACAAGUGACAGUAAAGAGCUCCAAGAGUGGAUGGAAACUAUUAAUUACGUUGCAGCUAGUCUAUCUGCCCCACCAUUGCCUGGAGGGAUAGGUUCUAAGAAGAAAUUUCAGCGACCCCUUAUGCCUUCUUCUUAUACUAAGAAAAAUCUGAGUGAGCAAUUAGCUCAUCAUCAAGAAAAAGUAACUCACCUAGAGAAAGAGUUACACGAACACAGGUUGUGUCCACCAGAAAAAGGCGCUAAAGCGCGUAUAAUCCAUGAUUAUGUUGAAAAAGAGCAAUUUUUAGAAUCUGAGUUAAAACGAUUCCAAACCUACAAAUACCUUUUACAGUCAAAAUUGAGUUCUUACAAAACAGAAGUUGAAUCCUCAUUAGUUGAAACUAUUAUUGGAGAAGAUGAUGAGACUGCAGAUGAUUGUGGAGAUCGUUGUAGCCCUUCAAAUACAACAAUGUCGGUUGUCAGUGGAGCAAGCAGCAGCAACAAGAACAUGAAACCAGUGCAGCGCAGUCUGUCUGAUAGCACAUUGACCCACAGCGCUGAUUACGACUUCGAGCAGAUGACUUAUGAAAUCUUCAAUACUUGCACAAUGACUACACAUAUGUAACAAGAAACAACCAAUCUCAGAAAAUUAUUAUGACCAUAUUUCUAAUAUUUAUGCAGGCUCAUGAUGCAGAUUGCAAAGAAUACAUGAAUAGAACAUGUAGUGUGUGUAAUAUAUAUAUUUGAUAUCAAUAAUGUUCCAUACUAAAUCUCUGCUCUAAAAAGAAACUACACACACCCUUGAAACAACCUAAUUCAGAUAGACUUCCCUUUAUUUUUCUUUUGUAUACACUUCAUCUCAUUUAUAAAAAUAAUUCUAAUUUGCAGUAUAAACACACCUUUCAUAAAACAAAAGAACUGAGUCAAUUUUUGAAUCAGUAUAUCAACACAAAAUCUAUUUUAAUGAGCCUAGAAUAUCUCAAUUACUGAAAAUCAUAUCAAUAAAUCCAGUGUUAAUUUCG
Molecule: messenger RNA, 4029 nt
Organism: Octopus sinensis (East Asian common octopus)
Lineage: Eukaryota; Metazoa; Mollusca; Cephalopoda; Octopoda; Octopodidae
Product: PH and SEC7 domain-containing protein
Exons: 13
Coding region: 495-3632 (1045 amino acids)
Biological process (GO): regulation of ARF protein signal transduction
Molecular function (GO): phospholipid binding; guanyl-nucleotide exchange factor activity; protein binding
Source: RefSeq, a predicted model, not a curated record